GAUCUGAUGUUCCUGUACAUACGUGUGUUAUUUGUUGCUGUUAUACGUGAACAACAUGUGAACGCCAUUGCUCAGAUGAAACUAGUUGGAAUAAUCAGUGCUGGGGUAAAUGACAUUUUAGAAUUGUAUACAACAGGCCAUAUCACGGAUCUUAACCGCUAUGGUAUUGGAGUGUCUAACGUUAACGAUGGUUCGGUUGGCGAGGAAUAUACAUUCCCAGAAAUAGAGAUUCCAGCAAACCGUUUCAUAUAUGCCUCUCGUCAGUCACAGACCAAGGUGAAGACAUUCCUCGGAUGUUUCCCAAUUUAUCAUUUUCACACUAAUGUAGCGUCUUUUACUGGGACAGAAUUUGUAGAACUUUUCUACAAUGGAGAAAUUAUUGAUGUGUUCGGGAGUAAGAGUGGAGAAGCACUCUCAUGGAAAUAUCUCAAGGGAUGGGCGAUGCGCCUGAAUGCUACUGGUCCUGAUGGCCCAACCUGGACAAAAUCCAAUUGGAAGGUCUACAAAGAGAUUUACAGGGACAAUAGUUUAAAUCAUGCAAAGGGCAACUUGCCAUAUCCUAUUGCUUCGUAUUAUGAGGAGGACAUCACCAUUGAAAAUCAACGCCAAUAUUCAUGUCAAGACCAAAAACCAGUUGUCGAGUUCACUACGACUGCUCCAAAUCUGACGACGCUCUCUAUUCCACUCCACGAGUCAUCCGGAGCAGUCUCGCUCCAUCUUGGGACAACCGUUGGCACUCAAGUAACUGAAGGAAAUGAUGUUUUAUCCCACUCGUCCCGCGUUGUAACUGUCACUGAUGAUAUAAAGUCAUCUACAACGAAACCUGACACAUCGUCGAUGGAUAUUACUCAAACUGAGACGAUGUUGAAAGAAGCAACAGCAGCUUUAGGAACAGAAUAUAUGCCAACGGCAUCAGAAAUGGUAGUUCAACGAAGUUAUCUAACACAAGCACAUGUUAAAUCACCGUUUUUUGAUCAAACAGAAAGACGAGAUAAUGAGCAAACUGGGCAACUGUCAUAUCUUUCAUCGAGCCCCGAAUUCAUUCAAAAUGAAAUGUUUACAUAUUCCUCAACACCAGUCAACUUGCGAGACUCCAUGCAAACAUCAUUCUUUUUAACUGCAUCAUCACACCAUCCUGUAUAUCCGAUAGAUGGAAAUGAAGUACAGAUUUCCAAUUCCAUAAUGUCAACAAAGGCAAUGGAUACUUCGCAAUUUACAACAUUAACUAUACCAGUUAUUGAUACUACAUACGUGCAAUCCCAAAUCGAGUCGACCUCAUUUUCUGAAUCCGUAGUGGAAUCCAGAUUUGUCAGUGACACCGCUACUUCCACAGAUGAUAUAUUACAGACGUCGAUGCAAGCGUUUAGUGAAACCAAUGCGGCUUACUUUACACAUCCUUUACCUGUAGCGCAAACACUAACUUUUGGUGACAGCAUAUCAUAUCUCUCCAAGACCUCUAUUUCACAGGAAAACACUUAUUUUGAAACCUACAAUAUGUUUGUAAAACCAACAAGUGUGCAAGUUACUCCGUCUUUGGCAUUCAUUUCACCUGAGUACUCGUCUCUAACUAUAAACUCUCCUACUUCUGUUUUUGAGCACAUGAGUGUUACAAACGAAAAUGUCAAUCCAAAUAAAGCUACAUCAAUCAGUGAAUUGAUAGAUGCUGUAACAAAAUCAGAACUGGCCAUAAACAGUGUUGUUGCCACAUCAACGUCCGAGACUUUUGUGGAAGGGAACAGCCUGACAACAGGUAUUUACCCUGUUGGAACAGAAACUCAGUAUAAACAAACAGAUGACAGUGUUUCCCUGUCAUAUAGUAAUCCUACCUCCACACAAUAUUUUGUAAAUAACAAUAACCCCAGUGACAUGUACAAUGAUUCAUUCACAACAAAAGUGAUGCUCACAACAAUUAGUACGGGUGUCCCUACCACACCUAGCACAUCGAUACACAAUCAAAUGGACACUAUUUCGACUGGUGAUACUUCUCACCGUUACAAUUACAGUCUUGAUGUCGUACUUUAUCCAAAACUUGCAAAAUUGAAAGCGGGUGCUUUCCAAAGGGCGAAGCGUAUUCAAUACGAACCUGAAGAGGCACAUGGCGCAGUCGGGAUAGGAUCAGUUUGGCUUAUUGUCCUCAUUGCCACAAUCUGUUUUAUUUUUCUCAUUGAUCUCAAUACAUACUACACACAUAUCAAAACUGCUAUACGUGAUAUAAAAUCAUUUAUUAGAUAUUUGAGGAAUAAAACGUAUGACCUGAACGGGUCACGUUCACAGGUAAUACGACUGGAUAUGUCACCAAAAUUAUAG
Molecule: messenger RNA, 2307 nt
Organism: Owenia fusiformis
Lineage: Eukaryota; Metazoa; Annelida; Polychaeta; Sabellida; Oweniidae
Source: the annotation of a GenBank genome assembly